CACAUCACCACUCUUCUCACAACCUCACAGCCUGCGUCCCUGGCAUCUGCUGUCUUUUCUACAUAACCCCGAGUCUUCUUCAUCGACGAUCCACCCGCCAUGGCUGAUCGAUACUCGUUCUCGCUCACCACUUUCUCGCCCAGCGGAAAGCUGGUACAGAUAGAAUAUGCCUUAAACGCCGUCAACCAAGGAGUGACAUCCUUAGGAAUCAAAGCAACGAAUGGCAUCGUGCUUGCGACCGAGAAGAAGUCGUCAUCGCCGCUCAUCGACUCCCAAUCUUCCUCGAAAGUCAGCCUCAUAACACCCAACGUCGGCAUGGUGUACUCCGGCAUGGGCCCAGACUACCGCAUUCUUGUCGACAAAGCCCGCAAAGUCUCGCACACCGGAUACAAGCGCGUUUACAAUGAAUACCCGCCCACGAGAAUAUUGGUGCAGGACGUUGCCAGGGUCAUGCAGGAGGCCACCCAACAAGGUGGGGUGCGGCCGUACGGCGUCAGUCUGCUGAUCGCUGGAUGGGAUGAUGGCAUCGAGCCGGAGUCGGAGGUGAAGGAUUCUGGAGAGACGGACGCAGAGAAGAAGCGGGCGACGGGCAAGACGGGUGGCAUCCUCAAGGGUGGACCUAGCUUGUACCAAGUUGAUCCUAGCGGAAGCUACUUCCCUUGGAAGGCGACGGCUAUCGGAAAGAGCGCUACCAGCGCGAAGACGUUCUUAGAGAAGAGGUAUACCGAGGGCUUGGAGUUGGAAGAUGCGAUCCACAUCGCCCUUCUUACGCUGAAAGAGACGAUAGAAGGAGAGAUGAACGGCGAGACGGUUGAGAUUGGUAUUGUGGGCCCACCAGAGGACAAGCUCCUGGGAUACGAAGGUGUCGAGGGCGCCCAAGGGCCUAGAUUCAGGAAGCUGAGCCCCGAGGAAGUCGAGGACUAUCUCACGAAUCUGUAGAGCUCGGUGGGCUUGGGUAUAGCAUAUGGG
Molecule: messenger RNA, 969 nt
Organism: Mytilinidion resinicola
Lineage: Eukaryota; Fungi; Ascomycota; Dothideomycetes; Mytilinidiales; Mytilinidiaceae
Product: N-terminal nucleophile aminohydrolase
Exons: 4
Coding region: 100-939 (279 amino acids)
Biological process (GO): ubiquitin-dependent protein catabolic process
Cellular component (GO): proteasome core complex; proteasome core complex, alpha-subunit complex
Source: RefSeq, a predicted model, not a curated record